Molecule: messenger RNA, 1166 nt
Organism: Callorhinus ursinus (northern fur seal)
Lineage: Eukaryota; Metazoa; Chordata; Mammalia; Carnivora; Otariidae
Source: RefSeq, a predicted model, not a curated record
CAUAAAAGUAGUGUCGAAAUAGUGCUGGGACAGUGUGCUGGGCUUAGCAGGCAAGCAGCAGCCACCAUGCAGGUGCAAACCAAGCACUACCCCAAGAACUGCCUGCUGACUGUCAUGGACUGCUACUCAGCCAUGGUGCGCAACAUGGAGCAGGUGGUGAUGAUCCCCAGCCUCCUGCGGGACAUGCAGCUGAAUGGGCAGGGGCAGCAGGCUCAGGAUGGGCCCCCCGAUCUCUAUAACUGCUUCACCAUGCUCAAGGCCAUCCGCGUGGAUGUGGACCAUGGGCUACUGCCCCGAGAGGACUGGUGGUCCAAGGUGGCAGGUGGGAGAGCCCACGGGGCCGAGCAUGAAGCUGCAGAGACAGAGGACAAGGAGGAAAGAGUGUUGGGGCAGCUGGACCUGGAAGCUCAGUUCCACCUGCACUUUUCCAGCCUUCAUCACAUCCUCACCCACCUUACCCUGAAAGCUGAGGAGGUGACAAGGAAAUACCAGGAGAUAAUGGGACAGGCCAUGUAGGCUUUGGACUCUAGGGAAGAUCCCUUUAAGUGACAGAAGGCAGACUGUGUGGUGAGGACAUGAACAGCUCACUAGCUCUGAGGCAAACUGGAAUGGCCUGGAACUGCAGCUGGAAGCAGAGGCGACUUGGUUCUCUGGGAUGCUUCCCUGCCUCCCUCGGAGCGCCAGUUUGUGGACUUGGCACCAGGUCACCUUUAGGAUGCUUGUUGCUAUUCACGACUCCCCUCAUGCCUCUCUCCAACUGCGGUGGUGGCCAGGGACUCAUGAGGAGCUAGAUAUUAUGUGCCGCUGUGGUAUGGCAGAAUGCGGGUUUUCUGCAUCUGACGAAAUGAAACUCACAUCCUUUCUCCCUGCAGUCAUUCAGCACGUGAUCCUGGACGUUAUUUAACACAUUGGAGCCUAAAAUUCCUCAUCUCUAAAAUGGGAUAGUAUUACUGACCUCACGAUUGUUACGGAAAUUAAACAAUUCUUUCUCCCACCCUCACCUUGUACUUGGUCGAGCCCUUACUUUUUACCCUCCAGAACUCAGGGACAGCAAAGUCCCUUGGGAUGAAUGGUUCACACUCUUGUACCUGCCAAGCAUGAAUGAACAACAGUUCGUUUAUAUUUGUUGGAGUAGCAAUAAAAAAAAAAUAAAAACUUGUAUUUAU